Messenger RNA from Orbicella faveolata, 5146 nucleotides. Its product is annotated as inositol hexakisphosphate and diphosphoinositol-pentakisphosphate kinase 2-like. Gene Ontology annotation, biological process: inositol metabolic process; inositol phosphate biosynthetic process. Gene Ontology annotation, molecular function: inositol hexakisphosphate kinase activity; 5-diphosphoinositol pentakisphosphate 1-kinase activity. Gene Ontology annotation, cellular component: cytosol. NCBI's taxonomy places the organism in Eukaryota, Metazoa, Cnidaria, Anthozoa, Scleractinia, Merulinidae. The record is from RefSeq and is a predicted model, not a curated record.
AAAUAUUUCGAGAAAACGUGGGCUGGUGGUCGCUAACUGCGUUUUAAAGCUGAAAUCAACCAGGCGUUUCAAGUGUUAGAGACCAGGCUCCCAGUAUCUGAUUAUAUUUUGGCCCACAAUACAUUUCGAUCUCGACAUUCUUUCGUUCCCGAUGCAUUUUGGGGUUGGGAGACGCGCUGUCCCUAAUGGCAUGUGCCCAACACGAGUACGUCAUUUGGUUUUCCGGCGUUUCUCCAUUUUAAGGGCAAUUUUUUUAGCAAAAAUUUUUCCUGUUCUGAUCUCUGUCUCGCAGGGUUUGUUCUUUUGUGUUGAUCUUUGUUCGUCGGUAGGUCAAAGAGCUGUCUACAAAAUGAGGGGAUGGUGUGUAAAUGAGAGGUGUCACUCAGUGUCAUGUCGUCUUUGAGCCUUCUUGAUUUUUUGGAACAAAUGGGUGACUAUCCAAGACCUUUCAGUAGAUUUGAUGUCGCGGAUGAUGACGAUGAUGAUGAAGAAGAAGAAGAUGGAAUACCUAAAAUCAGGAUUGGAAUCUGUGCCAUGAGUAAAAAGACUAACUCGCAGCCUAUGCAAGAGAUUCUGGGUCGUAUGAGUGCAUUUGAUUGUGUGGAUAUCUUUGUUUUUCCUGAUGACACCAUCGUGAACAUCCCAGUUGAGGAAUGGCCCAUCUGUGACUGCCUGAUUUCAUUUUACUCUAAAGGAUUUCCUCUUGAGAAAGCUAUCGAGUAUGCCAAGCUAAGGAAGCCGUUUAGUCUUAACGACCUAGAGAUGCAGUUUGCGUUACUGGACAGACCAACAAUGUACAGUCUUCUAGAGAGUGCAGGAAUAGAAACACCAAGACACGCAAUUUUGCUGCGAGAUGAAGACGGAAAUCCUAUAAACACAAAAUUUGUUGAACUAGAUGAUUCAGUGCAGAUAGGUGAUGUGGUGUUCCAAAAACCCUUUGUUGAGAAACCAGUGAGUGCAGAGGACCAUAACGUGUACAUAUAUUACCCCUCAGGAGCUGGCGGCGGGAGCCAGAGAUUGUUCAGAAAGGUUGGGAAUAGAAGUAGUGUGUACUCAGCUGAGAGCUCAGUACGGAAAGAAGGGUCAUACAUCUAUGAAGAUUUUGUAGUCACUGAUGGAACAGAUGUGAAGGUGUACACUGUUGGCCCAGAGUAUGCUCAUGCUGAAGCCCGCAAGUCUCCCUCACUGGAUGGAAAAGUUGAAAGGGACAGCCAAGGGAAAGAGAUACGUUACCCAGUUAUUCUCAACCAGUAUGAGAAAGAACUAGCAAACAAAGUCUGCAAACUGUUCAAGCAAACGGUCUGUGGUUGUGACUUGCUCCGCACCCAUGGCAAGUCAUAUGUUUGCGAUGUCAAUGGCUUUAGCUUUGUCAAGACCUCCAAGAAGUACUACGAUGAUGCUGCACAAGUGUUAAUGAGUCUUAUUGUACAAGAACUAGCUCCUCAGUUGUACAAACCAUAUGAUCUAGAUGUGCAAGAGGAAAUUCCUACUGUUGAAGCUUUGGAAGGUACCAUGCUGGAGUUAAGGUGUGUGGUUGGAAUCAUCAGACAUGGUGACCGAACUCCAAAACAGAAAAUGAAAAUGGAAGUGAGACAUCCAAGAUUUAUCGAGCUGUUUAAGAAGUACAAUGGCUUUAAUGAACAAAAGCUCAAGCUCAAGAGACCAACUCAGUUGCAAGAGGUGUUGAAUAUUGCCAGAGAUUUGCUAGCUGACAUCAAGGAGGGGAAGCCAGUGUUUGAAAGUCGUAACAAAAUCCACCAACUCAAAAGUGUUUUAGAAAUGUAUGGUUAUUUCUCUGGAAUCAACCGAAAAAUUCAGUUCAAAUACCUUGGUAAACCUAGAGAUGGAAAUGAAAGUGAGAGCAGUGAAAGUCGCCAGAGCAGUGAAAGUCGAGAUUCAGGAUCAGAUGAAAGAAGUGGAAAAAAGAAACAAGGAAAGGAAUCAAAAAACAAGCAAGCAGAGGCUAACGAUGAGAAAGAAGUGAAGAGGAAGGAAAGUAAAGAAACUAAAACUCAAGGAAGUGAAGAACCAAAAGAGACUGAGGAGGUUGAUCAGAAAGGAAGUGAAGACAAACUGGCAGUUCCUGUUGACAAGGAUCAUUCUUUGUUGUUGAUUGUUAAGUGGGGUGGAGAAUUGACCACCAUGGGAAAGGAACAGGCACUACAGCUGGGACGUGCCUUCAGGAGUAUGUACCCUGGCGGCCAAGGACAGUAUUCUAAAAUGUCAGGUAUUGGUCUGCUGCGACUUCACAGUACUUACAGACAUGAUUUGAAGAUUUAUGCAUCAGAUGAGGGACGAGUGCAAAUGACAGCUGCUGCCUUUGCAAAGGGCUUCCUGGCUCUCGAAGGUGAACUGACACCUGUUCUUGUGCAUCUUGUACGAAGUGAUAAGAAUACUACAGAGAUGCUUGACACCUCCAAUGAUGCUGCCAAGAUACUGGGAAAGGUGAAACACAGACUUCAUGAAAUUCUUCACUCUAAUGAGGAUUUCAAAGAGGAGGAUUUUGCCAAGCUUGCACCAACCAAGUCUCGUUCUGUGAUCAAUGCUAUGAAUUUUGUCAAGAAUCCUUACAAAAUGUGUGAAAAGCUCUAUAACCUGGUGCACAAUCUUACAGGACAGCUGAAGGACAUGAUUGCUCAGAAGGAUUUUGAUCCAAGAGCUCCAUUUCUGUACCAUGAUGAAACGCUGGAGUUAAUGAUGCACAGAUGGACAAAACUAGAAAAGGAUUUCAAGCUGAAAAGUGGGCAGUUUGAUAUAAGUCUUAUUCCAGACAUCUACGACUGUAUCAAGUAUGAUGUGCAGCAUAAUAGUCAACUGGGUCUCACAAACAGUCUGGAUUUGUACAAAUGCGCCAAGGCUUUUGCAGACAUUGUUAUUCCACAGGAAUAUGGGAUUACAACAGAUGAGAAGUUAGCUAUUGCUCAAAGAGUCUGUGUGAGACUUUUAAGGAAGAUCAGAGGAGAUCUGCGGCAUGCUGAUAAGUCUGACAUCCACACUCGUCUCAAUCCCAAUUACUCACAGAGUGUAGAAACACCGCAUCGUCAUGUUCGGACUCGAUUGUACUUCACUAGCGAGAGUCAUGUACACACCGUGCUGAAUGCUUUUAGGCAUGGAAAGCUCUUUGAGGAUAUUCCAAAUGACCAGUGGCGGAGAGCAGUAGAAUUCUUAGCUGAGGUUCCAGAGUUGAACUACAUGACUCAGCUGGUGCUUCUGUUGUAUGAAGAUCCUAAAGCUGACCCUCUGUCCGAGAACCGUUUUCAUGUGGAAAUGCAUUUCAGCCCUGGAGCAAAGACCAUGGAUGAUCCCGAGUUCUUGGCAAGGAAUUCUCCCACAAGGAAACGCAGUGUAGAGGACGUGAGACAUGCCGGUGCUUGUAAGCCUGCGCAUGGCAUUGAUGUAGGAACCGCUGGUAAGAUGAGCCAAGUCAAUGAAAAUCAAGUGGUGGGUGUUGGCCAGGACAGUCAGGAUGUCCUUAAUGAUUCUCUCUCUGCAGCUGCAUCAGUUGGUGGUCUUGAAACUUCGUCUCAAGUUGUAUCCACCAGCUCAAAUCCUGAGCAUUCUAAGAGCGUGGAAAGAGAACAGGAAGUUACUGGGGGCUAUGCUGGAAACUCGCAGAGCCCAGAGCUUAAUUCCACCGAAGAGGAACCGUCUGAAAGCGGAGAUUUCGAGGCUUUCGAUGACAAACCGUUUGAUGACACCGUUUAUGCUGGCAAUGAACGGCCACGAUGUUCAAUUGGAAUUGAUGACUACUCAGACUCUGCCAUCGGAGCAAGCAGCGGAGAUAGUGCUGUUUCCUCAGGUACAUCCAUCGAGGGAUCGUCUGGAGAAGAAAAGCUCUUGACCAGACAGCGGAAUAGCUUGAGUGAAAGUGAUAUAACCAGUGUUCGUGGUGGAGUCGACAGGAGGUGCAAAUCUGACAGCGAAGUGACAACUGUUGGUACCUCGACAAGGGGUGUUGUACAGGGAAAAGAGGGAGGUCAGGAGAAAAGCUCCGUGGCAUCUAUUACCGAAGAAGUUCCUUUAAAGCCACGGAGUCUCCGGCCCAAGGCACAUUCUAUUUCUGGAGGUUCUCCAACUGUUUACACACCAUCAAGCAGUGAAUCACCAGAUGACUCGAACAUUUACAAGUUUUCACAAGGAGUCGGGGCUGAUCUGCUCGCCGUUCACGAAGAAGAUGGAGAGUAUGAAUAUGACGAUUCAACUGAUGAUGAACAUCAACGAAAAAGCAGCGUGGAAGAAGACGAACUGCCAUUGAUGGAAGAAGGGAGACCAAAACCGUCAUCAGCCAAGUCAGACACCACUUCUGUUCGUCAACGAAAGGUCUCCUUUGAUCUGGUACGUGAACAAGGAAAGAACGAUUUACACGGUCAGCCACUGAGGAUCGUCCAGUCGACUCCUUCCUUAAAGAAAGGUUCUCCAACAAGAAAAAUGAGUCUUGGAUCUGCGACGUCCACUAUCCGUGCAGUGAGAAAUCUUUCUUACGCCAUUCAAAGUGCUUUGGUUGUCAGACCAUAUUCUGUUACAAAGAUUACUAGAAACAGUCGCAAACCACCAAUUGCGGAUUUUUAUGAAGAAAUGACCAAAGUGGAAUCCCUGAAUCCCCUGCGCACAUUACACAACGCAGUACCUCUAAAGGAGAUGGACAACUUCUUUGAUAAAGCCACUGGUCAAAGCAUCGAAGCAGUUGUAACACCAUUCAACACUCCCUCAAGAAAAGCUCCAUCGAAGAAGCUCUCGAGGCCAUCCUCAAAUCGUACCCAGCUGCUGGAGCAAAGGGGAAGCACAACUAAUGAGGACGUCGAGGAGAUUGUUACAGACUUGUUAGCUGAAGCCAGUCAGAAACUUGAUUCUUGACAGUAAUUAUCCUUCUUGGCGGCAGUACAGAGCAGGAAAAACUGUUAAGGUUCAAUUACCGUGAGAAUGUCAAGGGUGUUAAUUUGAAUUGUUAUACGGCUCUGUCUCACAUAGACUGGGCACUACCAAAUUCACGAAUUUGAUUGGCUGAAAUCGAUAUUGAAAGGGGUCUAGAUUUUCCCAUCUGGACCGCCAUCUAAACCGGUAAUGUUUUGGAGUGAAAAAGUUGCAAACUAAAAAGCAAAAUCAUUGACUAUUUUCAUCGAACAAUAUUUAUUUAUGGAAGUGCCAA